Molecule: messenger RNA, 2454 nt
Organism: Pichia kudriavzevii
Lineage: Eukaryota; Fungi; Ascomycota; Pichiomycetes; Pichiales; Pichiaceae
Exons: 1
Coding region: 1-2454 (817 amino acids)
Source: RefSeq, a predicted model, not a curated record
AUGGAACUCAAUCCACGGUUUGUGUUUUUCAUGUUGGUCCUGUUUUGGAUCAUGACGUCUGAUCCAAAUGUCCAAGAACGAUAUCCUUCCAACAUAAACCGCUCGAAGAUUUUGGAAUUCGCCAAGGAGGAAAUCAAUUCUACAAGGUCUGCCAUGCUCUCAGACUACGAGUCCGGAUAUGGGAACAUCACAGGGUUCCAUUUGUCCUAUGGUGAUUCCAAACUCGGGAAAAACUAUAGCGGGCCUAUAGAGCAUCCCUUUGUAGAAAACGAGAACUUUAGCAUAUUACCCAACGUUAUCAGUCGUAGGGCUGCAAACAUAUGGAACUCGGAAGGCCAGGUGGUGCAGCUACCGAAGGAUCGGGCUGAUGCUCAUAUGGGAGUUAUAGGGAUCAAAAAUAAUACUGGUGUUUACCCGCUCAACAUCACGGGAUCAGUUAAGGGCACGUUCAUCAAAGUCGAGUUUGAGGACUCUCCUUUACACCCAAUACCGUUGCCUAUCCCCAAGUACCUAGCGGAUCUCUAUGAAUAUAGACUACACGAGCGUCUGAAGAGGGAUAUUGACUAUAACAACCCAACGGGCGAAGACAACGACUCAUUUGAUCUACCGAUUCCACAGCCAGAUGAUUCGGGAAUUAAGAAGGUGGGUAAUAUCACUGUUCCAGAAGGUAUUGUCAAGUUGUCCUUCUUCAACCACGAUCCCGUACCGAAUGCGGAGAUCGACUUCAAUGGGACUACAGUGCUUUCACUCAAUCUAAGAUUGAACGACGAGUUUGAAAGUGACGAACAUGUAAUGUCCCUCCAUGGGAUCUAUGACCAGGGUACCGGUAAUAUUAUUGUAGGCUCGAGAUCUGCUAAAUUCCACGGCAUUGCUGCCUUACCACAGCUUUCUUUGCAAAAUGGCGAACAAUACCAGAAGAGCAAAAUGGCACUAUUUGGAGACUUCAACCAAACAAAAAUUGAAGACCUCAAGUUCCAAACAGUUGAAGACUUGGUUGAUGCCUCUGAGGAAUGUGAGUAUGUUGGAUAUUUCCAUGUGGAAUCCACAAAUCUAACCAAAGAAGAGCUACAACAGAUUGACUAUGAGUUAUUAAAUCCAAUAGGUAGGCCCCAUAGAAAAAUACCAAACCUAAAACUAACUUCAGGGCUACUAUAUUCACCAAACUGUGCAAUUGCGCUAGAUUUGCAUGACUGCCAAGGUUUAAGAGAUCAAGUUUAUGAUAAUGGAUUGAAACGUAUAAUUUUGGUGGCAUCGAUAGUAGUGCUUUGCCAAAUUCUGAUUUUGAUCAGACAAAUGGCUCAAACUAAUACGCCAUCGGCAUUAUCGAAGCUCUCCUUUUGGACGAUAUCUUUGAUGAAUAUGGCGGAUGGGUCAAUGUCUGUGAUAUCAUUACUAUGUUCCAUGAUAUUUACAGACCUAUAUAUACAAUUUGCUGUUUGUGCUUUCUUGGCGUUUACCUGCUCAUCUGUAUACGAAAUGAAGUAUGCCAUUCAAAUUUAUUGCACUCAGCUGAAUGAAAGACCAUUGGAUUGGAGAACAAUGUUACAGGGGACACCUAUUGAUGAAAGAGCUGAACGGUUGGAUCAAGCUAACAAUAGAACCAAUGAAAACGGACAAAAUACAACAAACAAUGAGCAAACAAUGACGGCAGAUGAACAUGCCGUUGGCGCAGAACUAUAUACCCGACAUUUCUUCACAAUGCUUGUCUUUUUAUUUGUUCUUUUGAGCGUUAUAACUUGGCCAAAGAAACACCGUCAAGUCUUUGAAUAUAUUUUCCUAACUAUCUUUAACUCAUUUUGGAUUCCUCAAAUAUACAGGAAUAUUUUGAGGGGAUCACGAACUAGUUUUGGCUGGGAAUUCAUAAUCGGCACUUCGAUAUUGAGGCUAGUACCGGUAAUUUACGUUGAGAGUUUCCCGAAUCCAUUCAACCAUCAUAGAGAUAUUUUCUUUGUCGUAUUUUUAGUUAUUUGGAUGUCUGUCCAAAUUGCAAUGAUGGUUUUGCAAGAAAUUUUGGGGCCAAGGUUUUUCUUGAGUGAAGACUAUUUACCAAAAGCAUAUGAUUACCACCCAAUAAUCACCAAGGGGGAUAUUGAAUCGGGCUUUCAUUUCGAUGCGGAAAACCUCAUCUGUAAGGGUGAUUCGUCAAACGAUGAGGAUUCGAGGACGUUGACAUAUGUUACUGAUUGUGCAAUCUGUAUGCAAAAGUUGGAGAUUCCUGUUGUCAACAAGCCAGGCGAAACUAAUCAAGAACUUAAUAGCCCUUCACCGUCGCAUCAAUCGUUGGAAUCAUCAUCUUCAUUACUACCUUCAUUUGGUAAAGCUACAAAUAUCAUUGCACGUCGUAAAUAUAUGGUUACGCCAUGCAACCACGUUUUUCACACAGAUUGCUUAGAAAACUGGAUGAUGUACAAGCUACAGUGUCCUGUUUGUCGUAAUAGCCUACCUCCCUUUUAA